Durusdinium trenchii is the source of this 1206-nucleotide messenger RNA. The record is from the annotation of a GenBank genome assembly. NCBI's taxonomy places the organism in Eukaryota, Dinophyceae, Suessiales, Symbiodiniaceae.
UUGAGAUUGGACGAAACACUUCUAGGCUGGAUUGUUGGUGAAAACUGUUCUUUUGAUGCAUCACACACACCAGUUGGAUCUAAACGCCUGCCAUGCAAGUAAGCAUGUGUUGCAUUCCAGAUGCAAAAGUGGCGUCCUGAGUUGUUUCUUGAUCAUUUGUCCGGAGUCCAGACUGAAGAUGCAGGAAACCUUCUUCUGGAGCGUUUUGGAUCAGAAAAGAAAACACUUCUAUUGGAAAAUAGAAUCCUUUCGGCUCAGAAGGCAGAAGACCUUGAGAUCGAUCCUUGCUUCUACAUAGUCAUGGGUGGUGGCGCAUCAAGUCAGCUGAAGGAUGCCAGCCCAGAGCAAGUGCAAGAGACCUUCAAAACACUCAGCUCAGAGGAGCAGAAGAAGGUGGCAGAUGCUUUGGCCCUGAUUGGUCAAAACUCGGGCGAUGCUCCGACUCCAGGUCUCAGUGAGGAACAGCGGACCAUGCUGAAAGCUGCAUACGCAGACAUUGACACCAACAAAUCCGGAACCAUCGAAGUCUCCGAAUUCAAGAGUGUGAUGCAGAAGAUGAAGGUGCAGCUUACGGAUGCCCAGAUUGAAGGUGUUUUCAAGCGUGCUGACUUGAACAAGGAUCAGAAGCUCAGCUAUGAUGAGUAUGAAAGGCUUGUGGUCAAAGGCUUGUAUGAGGCAUAGCUGCAGAUGGAGGCAGAAUCAGCAUCCCCUGCACAGCACUGCGAUUGUGCAUUUCGCUACAGACACACAUAAAUGUGAGACACCACCUGUUCGCACAUUUCCACUCUGGGAUCACAGACCUCAAGAUAAAACAUCAGCGGCGACAAGCCUGGAAGGCAUGCAACCAAAUCAACGGUUCCCACUAGUUCCUCAUGAUGUUGUAGCAUGCCAGGGUCUAUGGAGGAUUCAAUGGGCGAGACGUGAGCAGCUUGAUGUAUAGAACUCAAGAAUCUGACUUCAAAAUCAUAUGUUGCAGUGAACGCCUUUAGUAACAAGCGCAUCGCCCGCUACUAGUAGCAAGAAGCUACUAGUAGCUCCUGGCAUUACUACUAACAAGAAGCUCCUGGCAUUACCUGUGCUCAAGGAAGAAUUGUUCGAAGUCAGGCUGGAGAUGUCACACCCAAGAGUGGUGACGUCCAUUUGACAACGACGUCUCGAGAGCAUCGUGCUGGGAGUUGAUUGACUGAGGAUGGCUGACAGGCCAAG